GUGGGACAGUGCGUCGUGGUCUUCAGCCAAGCUCCCAGUGGAAGAGCCCCUCUGAGUCCCAGUCUGAACUCCCGUCCCUCUCCCAUCAGCGCCACGCCGCCCGCCCUGGUCCCCGAGACACGGGAAUACCGCUCGCAGUCUCCCGUCAGGAACACGGACGAAGUUCCUUGUGUCAACGGUCGCUGGGGCACCUUGAGACCCAGAGCUCAGAGACAAACCCCCUCAGGAUCCAGGGAAGGAAGCCUUUCUCCAGCCAGAGGGGAUAGUUCUCCUGUUCUCAACGGUGGGAGUUUAUCACCUGGAGCCACGGCGGCCGGCGGUGCCUCCUUGGACAGCCCCGUGCAGGUGGUGUCACCUUCUGCAGCUGAAGGAUACGACCUGAAAGUGGGGCUCACCCUGGCACCGCGACGGGGAUCGUUACCAGAGCAAAAAGAUCUGCGUUUGGGAUCCGUCGACUUGAGUUGGGAACAGAAACCGACUUCCAUCAUCUGCCAGAUGGAUGGUGUGGAGGGCAGGACAGUCAACACGAGCGUGAGGAACCCCCCUGAGCAAACCAACGGCGUCCACACGCCGCCCCACCUCGCCAGCUCCCUCCCAGGGGCCGUGUCCCCCGGAGCGCUCCGAAGGAGCUUGGAAGCUGUCAAAGCUCUUUCUUCCAAAGGCUCCUCAGCUUCUGCAGCGUUGAGUCCUCCCCUGGCUUCUUCCCCAGGCUCUCCAGGUGCUGAGAUGGGCUCGGCAGCACGUCCGGGCUCUACCCAAGGUGAUGGCCAUUCCUUACCUCCCAUCGCCCGUCGGCUGGGCCACCACCCACCUCAAUCCCUCAACGUGGGGAAGCCUUUAUACCAGAGCAUGAACUGCAAACCCAUGCAGAUGUACGUGUUGGACAUUAAAGACACCAAGGAAAAAGGACGAGUCAAAUGGAAAAUAUUCAACAGCAAUUCAGUGGUGGGACCACCCGAAACCAGUUUACACACGGUGGUGCAAGGCAGAGGGGAAUUAAUCAUAUUCGGUGGCCUGAUGGACAAGAAACAAAACGUCAAAUAUUAUCCCAAAACAAAUGCCUUGUACUUUGUGCGAGCAAAAAGAUAA
Messenger RNA from Antrostomus carolinensis (chuck-will's-widow), 1089 nucleotides. RefSeq names its product F-box protein 42 (gene FBXO42). The transcript has a single exon. Gene Ontology annotation, molecular function: ubiquitin-like ligase-substrate adaptor activity. Gene Ontology annotation, cellular component: SCF ubiquitin ligase complex. The record is from RefSeq and is a predicted model, not a curated record. Lineage: Eukaryota; Metazoa; Chordata; Aves; Caprimulgiformes; Caprimulgidae. The annotation marks the transcript as partial.